AUGCCACCUCCGAUCGCCCCAGAAAUCGCCGAACAAAUCCGCUUCAAAAAGUCCCGGUACUGCCGUCUCGCCGACCACAACGAUCUUCACAGCAUGGACAACGUCAUCGCACCAGACGCCACGUUCACAUUCUACAAUACCGACGGAUCUCUCAUGCGCGUUGAUGAGGUGGAGUUUAAGUUCGACUCGCGGGCCGCGUUCGCAUACUACUUUAGCGGGAUGUUUAAGACGAUGCAGACGGUCCAUCACGUCGGGCCAGGGGAGUUGGACCAAGUUGCUCCGGACGAGGUGAAAGCUGUCUGGUCGUUUAUUUAUCAUUGUGGGGCGAAGGGCAUGGAAAGUGGGAGGCAUGAGACCGGGGGAGGAUACUAUCAUGAGACGUGGAUGAGGGAGGAGGGUGGGACGGAGUGGCUGAUGAAGCAGAUGAGGAUGGAGCGGCUUUAUUUGCAUGUCGUGGGGGGUGUCCAUCUCCGCAUGUCAACAUGGAAGGCAGCCUCGCCUGCACUCUCUUCAACAAUCCGUCUGAACUCCACCAUGAAUCCUCAGUCUUGCACCAUUUUUUCACCUUCGUUGUGCACUUUGCCCAUCGAGUGCAGACAAGCCAUCUUGUGUAGCCUCUCAAGCGUGGCGACGCUCAAGGCAGCAGUACUGGCUCACCCCGCACUGUACUGGGCUUUUGCCGAUCGCAGCGAGUAUAUCAUCCGCCAGAUCAUACUCCACUCGAUCGAUCCAGAACUACUUCACGAUGCGGUUCUCGCCUUCAGUGCUCGAAGUGCGAAAGAAGACUGGAUGCCUGAGGAUGUCCUAGCGAUCUUCGACCAAUACCAGGCCCGCCAAUUCCCGUCCUCGUUCCGCUGGACCAUGCAAGCUGCAUCUUAUAUGGAGGAGCUGCAUCAAUGCAUUCAAUUCUUCAUCAGCGAUUUCGCCUCAUCCACCUUAGCAGAUACACCCAGAGCUUCAAUUCAGCCACUAUCGCUUGACGAAUGGCGCCGGGUGGCUAGGAGUUUCUACCAGCUGGAAAUCCACAGGCUGCUUUUCCGCUACGGCAACUGGGAUGUUGACAAGCGAGAGCAAUGGGGCAUGUACUACAAGCGCUUCUAUGUUUGGGAGCUCGAGCAGAUGAUCUGUGCGAGUGAUUAUUUGUUCCGGAGACUUGCACCGCUGUUCAAUGAUAUUGCGGCCCACGACAUUGAAUGGGCGUUUCGAGCGGUAGGCUACUCCCUGGUCGAGCCUUGGGAAACCGCCGGUCAACCGACUAUCAUGGGCAAAGUCCUUUUACAAAGCCUGAUGCAAUUGAAAAAGAUUAUCACAGCUGCAACAUACGAUGAACAAUACCGACUUCUGACACCCGCCGUAACUGGCCACGUCGCCCGUCUGCCCCACGACGAAAUGCCUGUCCAUAGGAUCGGUAUGGAUGAGACGACUCCAUUAGAAAAUUACCGCCCGGAAGACCUGGAAAGAUUCCCAAUGUUAGGGGUCCUCGAUCCCAACAGUGGCCCAUCACAGGUCUGGAUCUGGUCUCACAUGAAAAUGCCGGCACCGGACUUCGUCGGGGGCGUUGCGACGCGCGAGCUUCGUCGAGCGGGAUACGUGAUGUGGGAUUCCUCUCGCCUGGAAGCAAUGGGAUUCUUGACCAAUGCGCCCUUUCGAAUUCCUCCGCCGCUGGAUAUCAUCUUCUGGGGACAGCCUCCGGAAGAAGCCAUACAGUCGAUCCUGAAGCGAGUUAGGCUCUACUUGAUGGGUGCACGGGGAUGGUGGGCGGAGGACGAUGAGUCGCAAGUUCGCUGGGGGAAGCCUUGUCGAUUCGAAGAUAUUAAUUUCGAGACGCAGUCGUUUCGGUACUCGAUCACGCUAUAA
Aspergillus affinis is the source of this 1857-nucleotide messenger RNA. RefSeq lists its product as uncharacterized. The transcript has 4 exons. Bases 1 to 1857 code for a protein of 618 amino acids. The record is from RefSeq and is a predicted model, not a curated record. NCBI's taxonomy places the organism in Eukaryota, Fungi, Ascomycota, Eurotiomycetes, Eurotiales, Aspergillaceae.